Molecule: messenger RNA, 790 nt
Organism: Populus nigra (black poplar)
Lineage: Eukaryota; Viridiplantae; Streptophyta; Magnoliopsida; Malpighiales; Salicaceae
Exons: 1
Coding region: 42-398 (118 amino acids)
Molecular function (GO): DNA binding
Source: RefSeq, a predicted model, not a curated record
CAUAACAAUUUCUCUCUUUUUUCACGACCCUUGAGAAAAAAAUGCAGAUCUUCAGCAAAGUGUUGAGAGAUACUGAUGUCCAUGUUCGGUUCUCGUUCCCAACUCAUUGCUUACAGCAUUUAGAUUUUGCUGGAAAUAAUUAUGUUGAUUUGCAUGUUAAAGAUAGCUAUGGUGAGCUUCGAGUUAUUCGUUGCCUGAAGAGAAACGGAGUUUAUGACAAGCCAGUGCUUUCUAUGGGCUGGCUUAAAUUUGUUGAUGAUUAUGGACUGACAGUUGGUGACAAGGUUGUUCUUCAUCGUGAGGAUGACCAUAACCUGGGGUCACAGUUCAGGAUUGAAGCUAAGAGGAGAAUCAUGCUGCUUGGUGAGGAGGCUUGGGGUGAUGUGACAAAGAGCUAACUAGCUAUUAUUUGCAUGGAGCGUGGAUGUUCGGCCAGAUCCAGAUAUAUAUAGAAGAAUGGAUUUCCUAAGUUUGUUUGUUUUUUUUUGUGUGCGUAAAUUUAUGUACGUGUUUAUGUUUGAGUGUUUGUAGUGAUCAUAAUCAAUGUUAUCUGCAUGUAAUUCUCAGCAAUAAUGGAUUUAAUUAUUUAUAUAUGAUCAGAUUCUGUCUCUAAUAGUAUGAGUUAUAUACUAUAUAUGUACUGAUCUCAAAUUCCGUUUCCAAGAGUUUUUUUUUUUUCCAGGUUUUUACAUUUCCAGGUUUUUCAAUUUUGUGCGCUUUUCAAGUGUCUGAAAAUGAAGAUUUCCAUUGAUUUGAUGGAUAAAUAAAUCGAAAUGGAUAAAAAAGAAAU